Messenger RNA from Eptesicus fuscus (big brown bat), 1183 nucleotides. It is a transcript of the gene MTIF3, whose product is annotated as mitochondrial translational initiation factor 3. Gene Ontology annotation, cellular component: mitochondrion. Gene Ontology annotation, molecular function: translation initiation factor activity; ribosome binding. The transcript is spliced from 5 exons. The record is from RefSeq and is a predicted model, not a curated record. NCBI's taxonomy places the organism in Eukaryota, Metazoa, Chordata, Mammalia, Chiroptera, Vespertilionidae. Bases 358 to 1164 code for a protein of 268 amino acids. Gene Ontology annotation, biological process: mitochondrial translational initiation; ribosome disassembly.
UUCCGACCUUCGUACGCCGGCGGGGAGAGCCAGGGGCCGAGGCGCUGAGUAGCCUAGAGGACCUGAGGCGGAAGGACGUGGCCUCAGGGCCCCCCCUGCGGCGGCGGCGGCGGCCCUGCGCUCGGCCGUGUCCUCGGAAGGCUCCCGGCAGAAGACUUGUGAAAGAAGUCAAUAAGUUUUCUUACCGAAAAGUCGCGGUUGCACGUGCAUGUUAGGAAAGGCCUCAGUCUAAGAAAGUACCAAAAGUGGCGGAAAAUCCACUACUAUUUACUGUGCCAGCACAGUGCAGCGAAUGGUGGAUCAGAUUCUUUCCCGCUUCAUAGAAUUCACCUUCUAGUGAAGGAAACAGUAAUACGGAUGGCUGCUAUUUUUCUAAGGUCAAUAAUAUUACAAACCAUAAAGACUGAAAAUAACUGUCUUAGAAGAUGUUUGUGUAAAUACAUCGUGCAAAAGAUGGCACUAGCACAGUUGCCCCUUCCUGCUUCUGUCCCAAGAAUGUCCUAUCUAAUUCAUGCAAAAGCUUUUAGUACUGUUGAAGACUCCCAGCAUGAAAGAAAAAAGAGAAAAAAUAAUGAAACUGAUUUUAGUAACAUUGGAAGAAAAAUUAGUGAGCGAAUCAUUCAUUUAUUUGAUGAGAAGGGCAAUGAUUUGGGGAACAUGCACCGAGCAGAUGUGAUUCGACUUAUGGACGAGCGAGACCUGCGACUUGUGAAAAGGAAGCCCAGCACAGACCCUCCCGAGUACCAGCUCAUGACAGGCACACAGAUUCACGAAGAGCGGCUGAGACUGAGAGAGAGGGAAAAGGCUAGACCUAAAACUGGGCCUGCUCUGACAAAGGAACUAAUUUUUUCUUCAAAUAUCGGACAACAUGAUUUGGACACAAAGAGUAAACAGAUUCAGCAGUGGAUUGAGAAAAAGUAUAAAGUUCAAGUUACUAUAAAGAAAGCAAAGAAUGCAGAAGAGCCAGAAAAUAAAAUGGAGGAGCUAUUUAAUCAAAUCCUCCAGACUAUGCCUGGAAUAGCUACCUUCUCAUCCAGGCCACAACCUGUUAGAGGAGGAAAAGCUGUAAUGUGCGUUCUUCGUCAUUUGAGCGAAAAGGAAGAAAUUGCAUAUAGACAAACUCAAGAGACUCAGGAAGGAAACCCUUUAAACAAAGAAAAAUAAAAACGACAAAAAAAAAAAA